This is a messenger RNA of Lachancea lanzarotensis, 807 nucleotides long. It is a transcript of the gene AIM34, whose product is annotated as LALA0S08e01508g1_1. The record is from RefSeq and is a predicted model, not a curated record. Bases 1 to 807 code for a protein of 268 amino acids. Lineage: Eukaryota; Fungi; Ascomycota; Saccharomycetes; Saccharomycetales; Saccharomycetaceae. The transcript has a single exon.
AUGAAGACCCUGCAAAUCCUUUUCUCUCGGGUCGCAAAACAUAACGCUAGCACUGGUACUCUUCAUACAGCAGGCAUCGGAAGUUGGUCUGGAAUUUUGCAACUUUCAGCCAGACGAUUGGUGCAUAGUACGCUCCGCAAAGACCACACGACCCUUUUAAGCAACGACAAGCUCGCUAGCUUUAAUGUGCUGAGUUUGAAAGCCCUCAAGAAUGAGUGUCGCAAUCGAGGGCUGAAGAUUUCAGGCAGAAAGGGAGAACUUGUAGACCGUAUUUUGGCGUUUGAAAACUCAAAAUCACUACCUGGAACAUCCAGCAUAGCCAGCUCUGUGCGUCAGCUGCAUUUUUCGAGAGCUGUUGGCCAGAAAGGAGAUUCCAGACCCGUGGACGACGUAAAGCUUCCUGACGUUGCAGCUACCGAAGAUGCGUUGCAGUCGCUUGACAAGGAGUACAUUGUGCACAUAACACCACUUUCUGAAAGUGCAGACCAGAAACCAGUCACGAUGCUGGAAAAAGAGCUUCUUGCCACGGAAAACAGCCCGUUGGACAAAACACCUCAAGUCUCGACCACAGACCACGACAAGGUGAUUUUCCAAGCGGACGCCCCAGAAGACAGUCUCGACAUCGUAAAUGAGGAGUAUGAGACCGCCAAGAACAAUGAUGCAGACGCAACGAACAAAAGCGACCCAUCGAAGGAAUCGGACUCAUUGGAGUCCAGAGACAAGACUUUUCUCCUAAGCGUGGCGGGACUCGUGGCAGGGUGGUGGUCGCUCAAGCUCUGGUCCAAAAAGGGCGAUCGUGAGCACUAA